GGGCAGGGGCCCCCCGGCGGGGGUGAGGCUGGGGCCCCUGCCCCUCCAGGACCCGCCCCCUCCGCUUUUGCUUUUGACACCCCGCUCCUCCGCUCUCCCUGGCCCGCUUUCGGAGGCGGAAGGAGCGGGGAGCGCUAUGGCCACCGGACUGCGCUACGCCGGGCGGGUGGCGGUGGUGACCGGGGGCAGCCGGGGCAUCGGCGAGGGCAUCGUGCGGGCCUUUGUGGAUCAAGGAGCCCGGGUUGUCUUCUGUGACAAAGACGAGGCAGCAGGUCAGGCCCUGGAGCUGGCUCUGAGGGAAGCCAACACCCCUGGGGAAGCAGUAUUCGUGCUGUGUGAUGUGACUCGGGAAGAAGAGCUUCAGACCCUGUUCUCCGAGACGCUACGUCGUUUUGGUCGACUGGACUGCCUGGUGAACAACGCUGGGCGCCACCCUGGACCGGAGCGGAUAGAGGAGACGACGGCUCAGGAGUUCCGAGAUCUCCUGGAACUGAACCUGCUCGGAUACUACACGGCCUCCAAGCUAGCCUUGCCCUACCUGAGACAGACCCAGGGCAAUAUCAUCAACAUCUCCAGCUUGGUGGCAAUCAUUGGACAGAGGGAGGCUGUCCCCUAUGUGGCUACAAAAGGUGCCGUCACCGCCAUGACCAAAGCUCUCGCCAUAGAUGAAGGUCAAAAUGGUGUCCGGGUCAACUGUAUCUCCCCUGGUAACAUCUGGACUCCCCUGUGGAAAGAACUGGCCCAGAUGACACCAGACCUCGCCAAGGCAGUGAGGGAAGGAGAGGCUGCUCAGGUCCUAGGCCGUCUGGGGACGCCGGCAGAGGUGGGGGCAGCUGCCAUGUUCCUGGCAGCGGAGGGAUCCUUCUGCUCGGGGGUGGACCUGCCUCUCAGCGGAGGGGCUGAACUGGGGUAUGGCCCCAAGGCCCUGACUCCACUCGUGUCCCAGGCACAAGGAAGCCCCUAGCUUCCCCACGAAACCCGAUCCAUCUGAAGUCCUCAGAAACCGAAAACCUUAAAUCGUGAGGACUCCAGACCUCCAAAAAUCUGGGAUUCCCCACCUCCAUAAACUUUUUUUAAUGGUA
Ornithorhynchus anatinus (platypus) is the source of this 1082-nucleotide messenger RNA. RefSeq names its product hydroxysteroid 17-beta dehydrogenase 14 (gene HSD17B14). Gene Ontology annotation, molecular function: estradiol 17-beta-dehydrogenase [NAD(P)+] activity. The transcript has 9 exons. Gene Ontology annotation, cellular component: cytosol. The coding region runs from base 137 to 964 and encodes 275 amino acids. The record is from RefSeq and is a predicted model, not a curated record. NCBI's taxonomy places the organism in Eukaryota, Metazoa, Chordata, Mammalia, Monotremata, Ornithorhynchidae. Gene Ontology annotation, biological process: steroid catabolic process.